This is a messenger RNA of Vitis riparia (riverbank grape), 1839 nucleotides long. RefSeq lists its product as uncharacterized. Gene Ontology annotation, molecular function: RNA-DNA hybrid ribonuclease activity; nucleic acid binding. Gene Ontology annotation, biological process: DNA integration. NCBI's taxonomy places the organism in Eukaryota, Viridiplantae, Streptophyta, Magnoliopsida, Vitales, Vitaceae. The record is from RefSeq and is a predicted model, not a curated record. Bases 1 to 1839 code for a protein of 612 amino acids. The transcript is spliced from 2 exons.
AUGGAACAAACCGCUCUAGCGCUGCGCACAGCCGCUCAGAAGCUGCGUCCCUAUUUCCAAGCUCACCCUAUAACCGUUCUCACCAAUCAACCUCUCAGGAAUAUCCUUCAUAAACCCGACAUAACAGGCAGGAUGAUGCGGUGGGCAAUAGAAUUGAGCGAAUAUGGAAUAGGAUAUCAACCCAGGUUAUCUCUAAAAGGGCAAGUCAUGGCAGAUUUUAUAACAAAAUUGCCCGAAGCAAGCGCCCCGGAUAAAGCAUCAACUCCAGAUAAUUGGUGGUUUCUGUAUGUUGAUGGAGCCUCCCGCUCGUCCGGAUCAGGGGUUGGACUCCUUCUCAAAACGCCAACCGGAGAACGAUUGGAGCAAUCCAUCCGACUGAAUUUUCCCGCCUCAAACAAUGAGGCUGAAUAUGAGGCCAUCCUAUCCGGAUUGAACCUUGCAAUCACUUUGAACGCCUCAAAGCUUAAAAUACACAGCGACUCUCAGCUCGUUGUGGGGCAAAUAUUAAAAGAAUAUGAGGCUAAGGAUGAGCGCAUGGCUAAAUACUCAUUAAAAGUACAAGAGUCACUCAACCGGUUGGAAGAAUGGGUCAUUGAAAAAAUACCAAGGGGAGAUAAUGUGCAGGCUGACGCUUUGGCAGGAAUAGCUGCAUCAUUUCCUAUAAAAGAGUCAACAAUGCUACCAAUAUAUGUUCAAAUCACUCCCGCCAUUGUUGAAUCACACGUCUGCAACGUGAGCCCAAAGGAAAAUGACUGGGCUAUCGACAUCAGAGUUUACUUACAAUCGGGGGCAUUACCUGAAAAUUCCAAGCAUGCCCACAAAGUCCGGGUACAAGCAUCUCGCUUUACCCUGAUCGGAGGUGAUCUCUAUAGGCGAUCCUUUGGAGGUCCAUACCUCAAGUGUUUAAUCCAACCGGAUAUCCAAUAUGUUCUAUCCGAACUGCACGAAGGCAUCUGCGGGAACCACUCAAGGGGCAGAACCCUAGCGCACCGGGCGCAUUCACAAGGAUAUUAUUGGCCUACAAUGAGGCAAGACGCAGCUACCCAUGUCAGGAAGUGCGACAAAUGUCAAAAGCAUGCGCCAAUCCCGCAUAUGCCCGCUGAGAUGCUAAAUUCAGUAACAAGCCCCUGGCCAUUUGCACAAUGGGGGAUGGAUAUCAUGGGACCCUUUCCUACUGCACCCGCUCAAAAGAAGUUUCUGCUCGUUGCUACCGAUUAUUUUAGUAAGUGGGUAGAAGCUGAAGCCUACGCAAGCAUCAAGGACAAAGACGUCAAAAGAUUCGUCUGGAAAAAUAUAGUAUGUCGAUUCGGAAUCCCUCAGGCAAUUGUAACUGACAACGGCCCUCAGUUUGAUACCAAAGGAAAGUGGGUUGAAGAGCUACCCGACGUCCUAUGGGCCUACCGUACCACACCCGGAAGGCCAACAGGAAAUACUCCGUUUGCCCUUGCAUACGGAACAGACGCCAUCAUCCCAACUGAAGUAGGAAUGCCAACGGCCCGAACUGCUAUCCAAGGCCAAAGAAACGAAGACGACGAGCUUGCAAAGCACUUGGAUUGGGCAGAUGAGGCUAGAGAAACAGCAUCCAUCCGGAUGGCUGCAUAUCAACAAAAGGCAGCAGCAUACUACAACAGAAAGGUGCGACCUCGAAUUUUCAAGGAAGGUUCAUUAGUACUUAGAAAGGUUUUUGAAGACACAGCUGAGAAAGGAGCCGGAAAGCUUCAAGCCAAUUGGGAAGGCCCUUAUAUGGUGUCAAAAGCAAACGAAAAUGGGUCAUACCAUUUGCGAACCUUAAGUGGAACCCCUCUACUUCGUCCUUGGAAUGCAGCCAAUUUGAAGUAA